AUGAAGGAGGAUUUGAAUAUGGAGAUCAAUUGGAUAAAAUAGGAUAGGCUGCAUAGAUCAAAUAAACAGGCAUCAAAAUGUAUUAUUUAUUAUGGCAAAAGCGAUCUAAUGGUAUUCUUUAAUUAAAUAUAUUAGGUAUAAUUCCUAAAAAUCGAUGGGUGA
Paramecium primaurelia is the source of this 162-nucleotide messenger RNA. NCBI's taxonomy places the organism in Eukaryota, Ciliophora, Oligohymenophorea, Peniculida, Parameciidae. The record is from the annotation of a GenBank genome assembly.